This is a messenger RNA of Thamnophis elegans (Western terrestrial garter snake), 4995 nucleotides long. Its product is annotated as proton-coupled amino acid transporter 1-like. Gene Ontology annotation, biological process: proline transmembrane transport; L-alanine transport; proton transmembrane transport. Gene Ontology annotation, cellular component: vacuolar membrane. NCBI's taxonomy places the organism in Eukaryota, Metazoa, Chordata, Lepidosauria, Squamata, Natricidae. Gene Ontology annotation, molecular function: amino acid:proton symporter activity; L-proline transmembrane transporter activity; L-alanine transmembrane transporter activity. The coding region runs from base 113 to 1531 and encodes 472 amino acids. The transcript is spliced from 11 exons. The record is from RefSeq and is a predicted model, not a curated record.
UCCUACAUUAUCUAUAUACUGCCGGGGCAGCACAAAAAGGCAAAGAGAUUAAUGGUGGAGAUGGAUCUGGCUUUGGCUCGGAAAGAGGCUGAGUCAGCUUGCUAAAGUCACAAUGUCCACCAAGAGGUUGUGUAAUGAAGACUACAAUGAUUACAGCUCAACAGAUGUGACUCCUAAUGGCAGUUUCCCAGAUGGCUUGAACAAUAUUUCCAGUCCACCAUCCUACCAACGAUUUGGAGAAACAAAUGGAACAACAUGGUACCAAACCUUAAUACAUCUCUUGAAAGGAAACAUUGGUACUGGCCUGUUAGGACUUCCAUUAGCAAUCAAAAAUGCUGGUAUUGUGCUGGGUCCCAUCUGCUUGCUUGUGAUUGGAAUCAUUGCAGUACAUUGCAUGGACAUCCUCGUUAAAUGUGCCCACCACCUGUGCCAGAAACAUCAAAAACCAUUUCUGGACUAUGGGGAUGCUGUGAUGCAUGGGCUAGAAGCUGGUCCCGUUUCAUGGCUCAGAACUCAUUCUAUCUGGGGAAGGUACCUAGUGAGUUUUUUCUUAAUUCUUACCCAGCUGGGAUUCUGUUGUGUAUAUUUUGUAUUCCUUGCUGACAAUUUCAGACAGGUAAUAUCUGCUGCCAAUGGUACCACCAAUGAUUGCAAUGCCAAUGAAACUGCUCUGUGGGCUCCAACAAUGAGCUCUCAGUUAUAUAUCCUGUCCUUCUUACCAUUUGUGAUACUGCUCGUCUUCAUCCAGAAUCUCAAGAUUCUUUCCAUUUUCUCUAUGGUGGCCAAUAUUCUGAUGUUGAGCAGUCUGAUAAUGUUAUAUCAGUACAUUGUCCGGGACAUUCCAAAUCCUAGCCAGCUGCCUAUGGUAGCUGCCUGGAAAACAAUGCCUCUCUUUUUUGGUACAGCCAUCUUUGCCUUUGAAGGCAUUGGAGUGGUGCUCCCUCUAGAAAACAAAAUGAAGAACCCACAGCACUUUCACAUUAUCCUUUAUGUGGGAAUGGCGAUUGUUACCACGUUCUACCUCAGCUUGGGAACACUAGGAUAUUUGCGCUUUGGAGCUAACAUCCGGGCCAGCAUCACUCUCAAUCUCCCCAACUGUUGGUUGUACCAGUCUGUCAAGCUGCUCUACUCCCUUGGAAUCUUCUUCACUUAUGCUCUCCAGUUCUAUGUCCCUGCAGAAAUAAUAAUUCCUGUGGCUGCUCCUAAGGUCCCUGAACGCUGGAGAUUAUGUUUCAAAGUGCUGCUGAGAGUAUUACUGGUCUGCAUAACAUGUGUCCUCGCAAUAUUGAUUCCUCGCUUGGACAUUGUCAUAGCUUUAGUAGGCUCAGUGAGCAGCAGUGCUCUAGCACUUAUUAUUCCUCCCAUUUUGGAGAUCUUCACCUAUUAUUCGGAAGGCCUGCAUCCCCUCAUCCUGGCCAAAGAUAUUCUCAUCAGCCUCUUCGGUAUUACUGGCUUUGUUGUGGGGACAUAUGAAUCCCUCUACGAACUGAUUUUACCGGCUGUGUCCAAUGCCACCGUUGCUUUACCAUGACACUGUAACCUGUUUUCACUUUGAAAAGUUAUCUGCAGUUCGGUUGGAUCUUGAGUUUCUUCAUAGCAACUGCAGGAACUCGGGCCUCCUCCUUGCUUUCUAUUUAUUUUAUAGAUUAAGCAGAUAAGGCUACAGUUAAAAAAGAAGGGGCUCUUUUUUAGUGCUCUUACUUAUUUAUGGUUCUUUUUUUUUUUUGUACGGGGUUGAUUUAGGAGACUUUUUUUUAAAGUGUGCUCCAUUAUGAUUAUCCCUACCUGGAAGAAACUGAAUGUCUUGCAAGCAUUGUGGAUUUUACUAAACGUCUGGAUCAAGGGCGGCAGUGAAUGUGGGGAGAAUUAGGAGUCCUAAUACUCCUCACCAGAUGAUUUUUAUGAAGCCUUUUGAGCAUCAUGUUACCAGUUCAUUUUUAUUUUCAUUGUUCUUGUUCUAAACUACUUCAGGCUAUCAAUUUAGAAACUAUAGGUCUCAUUUCUAAAAUAAAUUCCUCCUGAGCUUGAGAGUGGUGGCUAACACAGAAGAAGGAAGUGCAAAAGAAACGCGAUGUGUAAUAUUAAAAACAGAUGCUGUGAGUUCAUGCUCCUGUCCCAUAAAGUUCUGUGUCUAUUGGUAAUAAAACAGAAAGCUAAAAACAGCAUCAAGAUGUAUAAUCUAUAAUUCUCAGGAACACCAAUUGGACUGCAUAUAAAAUGAGAAAUAAGGUUUAUAUUGCUGAAUCCAGCACUGCUAGUUUGACCUAUAUAGCAGGGUUCAUAUCAAAUUGCUGUGCGGAAAAAGACACAUGUGUGAGUUGGACAGGAGAUUGAAAAAUGUUUUUAAAGAUAUUUUUUUAUAGUUGUGUAAACAACAGGAUAUUAUAAACCAAUUCUCUGUUGUAAGCUUUACUUCGUUGUAGCAUUAAGGACCAUUCACUAAGCAUACAUUUUGAAAAAUGCCUUGAAUGUCAUGAUUAUAAUCCAAUUUCAUGUAAUAUUUCACACUAUAUAUGUAUGUACACUAUAAAAACAUAAGGUGAGUCAGAUGCAUAGUUGUAACUUCUGAAUUAUUUUGCUUCUGGAUAAUGGAAACACUUUUGAGAGCUACUAAAGAAUCAUAGCCAAUUAGUAUGUGUACAUAGGUUAAAUUCAUAGCCCAACUUUCACGGUUUUCUUAUUUUAUAUAUAAGAGGUCCUGAAAAGCUAGCCAAUCAAAAUAGAUAAAUAUAUUGAUUGAGCAGGCACAUGGAGAUUCUUAUAUUAAAAGUGCAAUACACAUCCUAUUUUCUGUUAUUUGCCUUUGUUCUCAGGAACACUGUUUUCAGAAGCAGUGUUGAAAUUAAAUAGUUUACAUAACGGUUAUUUUCAGAAUUUUCUUCCUAAGAUUUCAGCUGCUUCAUGCCAUUACGAAAUAUUUGAUACUACCGUUUCGGUUUUCUAAACUAAUCAUACAUGCAACUUGCAUUUUAGUUUCUUCUGUUUUUAUCUAAUUAGCCAAGCAAUCUGAAUUUGACUGAACUCUUAAAUUAUAAUUAAAAUGCAAUUUACCAGGAAACAAUUUGUGCUCCCUGAAUUCAGUAGAGCUUAUUUCUGUCAGGUUAUGUCUUUAAAAAAAAAAAAAGGAAGAUGGGAUGCAUACCAUUGUUUAUCUCUUCCAGUAAUCAUGAUUAGGUUGUAUCUUUAUCUUUGUUCUUGAAUAAGCCCCACAGGAUGAAGAAGGGAGCAAGGAAUGACCACUCUUCAGAUAUGGCACCCAGAUAUUUAUUUAACACUUUAAAUAGAAAUUGAAAUGUAGGGUUUUUUAAUUAUUUUGGAAAUGUUUUGUAGUCUGGUUUUAAAUAUCAUUGUAAUGACUUAGCUACUUUUUAUGUAUUGCUGUAUGGUUGAUGAAAUAAUGAAAUGAAUUGCAAGUUAGCUUCCUAUCCCCUUUCUCAUUCUUCUGAAAGUACAGAUGUCUCGUUAACUCUAGGAUAUACCUGGGGUUUAUAUUUCUUUCCCCCUAUACUGGUAGUAAAGCAUGUGAGAAAAUAAACAAAACAUUCAAUGUUCUUGUCCUGGCAACAUAAUGGUGAAAUGUAAAUUAAAAAUGCUUUAAAUUUUGCCAGUGAACCCAGGACACUGAAACAUAAACAGACCCCUGCAGGUUAGUGAUAUUGCACGUUUACACCAUGAUUAACUAGAACCUUUGCCAGGUAGCCAGAAUAGUCAAGAGGAAAUAAAAUGUAAAGUGGUAAUGACACAUUUCUUAACUUUAAAAAUAAAUAAAUGGAUAUUUUGACUUUAUAAUUAUUACAGUAGAAUUGAUAAUGUUAUGCUUGUGCAUUUUUGCAGUCUUACCUUGAACUGUUAAAAGUGAUGAUGUGAUUAUUAGCACUGAAACAGAAGCAGAAUGGAUGCAGAAAGUAAAAAAACAAGGGAGUUUAAUGAAGUCGCGAAGAAACAUUAUUAAAUUGUUUACUGGCUUUUUCACUUUAGGAUUACCCCACUUUUCAAAUAGUAAGUGCCAUUAAGACCAAUUUGGUAGAUGCUCUUAAAUAUAACCCCCGUAGAAAAUGCAGGAUUUUAACGUUUAUUGAUUUGUAGAUCUUCCAUUAUUUGAAAAGUUCAUCGUUGCAUAAUAUUGUUUUGAUGGCUAUUAGUUGUAUUAGUCACAGCCACUGAAUGGAAUUAUUUUGUUCACUUAUUUAUCAAUAGAUGCCUUAAUAUGUCUUUGUACUUUAUGGUUCUAUAAAACUUUGAACACUAUGGGAAGCAUUCUUCUCGGUGGGGAUAGUACUUUUUCUUAACUUCUAGAAAAUGAACACUUUUUGCAGUCAGGAGUUUAAUGAAAAAAGUUUACAUCAGACAUUACCACUAAUUAUAACCUAUAUCCUUGGCAUUGUGGCUGAUGGCCUUGUCUUGGUCUACAUGAUAAAAUUGCCGGCAUACAAUUAUCUUUUACUGUUUCUCCUCCCCCCCGCCCCCCUAGAAUAAACUGUGGCCUAUUUGUAUGUACUUGCACAGCACAGAAAGAGGCGGUUUUGAAUUAUUGGGAUUAUCUAUAUACUUGUUUCCAGUAAGCCUCAUAGAAGGGAAAAGCUACAGCAAUGGCCAUAUUAAGAGGUUUUUUUAAUCUGUUGUCUAGAGUUGUGUCUAAUGUAGUAAUGUCCUCCUCAGAUCUCAUACUGAAUCGGUAAUUAUGAGAUUUGACGCAAACAUUUCUGAUUUCGCUAUGUUAUCUUUGUCAUAUAGUCUGUUCUGUCUCUGAUAAUGAGUAAAAAGGGCAUUUCAGUGUCAGUCAGAUCUGCUUACUUUAAUUUGAUUUAUUGGUAAAAGAAGCGAUUUGCACCUGUGAAAUUAGAUACGGUAAGUGCAAAAUACAAACACAGCUUUGACAUUCCUCAAACGUCUAUGAUUAUCAAAGAAAUCCCCAAAUUUGACUUCCAAAGGGGGACACAUUGAAGAUCUGUGCAUAGAUCUAAGAAACUGGAACACUACAUAUUUGGAGACUAA